This is a messenger RNA of Necator americanus (New World hookworm), 1149 nucleotides long. RefSeq lists its product as uncharacterized. The record is from RefSeq and is a predicted model, not a curated record. The coding region runs from base 1 to 1149 and encodes 382 amino acids. Gene Ontology annotation, cellular component: membrane; trans-Golgi network. Gene Ontology annotation, biological process: endoplasmic reticulum to Golgi vesicle-mediated transport; vesicle fusion with Golgi apparatus. The transcript is spliced from 8 exons. Lineage: Eukaryota; Metazoa; Nematoda; Chromadorea; Rhabditida; Ancylostomatidae.
AUGCCUGUGGUCGACCCCCAUCACCAACGAAGUCAAGAUGCGAGUCUACCUAUCCGCAAUUCGCCCCAUCAUGAUGUCGGAUCGGAGACUUGGGCAGCACCAUCUACGGUGAUGGAGAAGCUUGAUUGCACGGAACGAAAGCUACUUAGACGGCCAACUACUUUGGCUACUUUUGGCCUACGGUAUGCCUCAAUGAAGAUCUUCAAGCAGAAAUUGAUAAGGAAACCGGCAGAUCCUCUUGUUCAAGGAAUUCUGAGGGGUUUGUCGGGUUCGAGCUGGAAGAAGCCACCUGGCCGAAAACAGAAGUUCUGGUCUGGGGUGGUGAAAGAGGACCUGAGGACACUCGGCGUGGAUAGGCAGUUCAGGCGGGACGGUUACACUAUGUCCAAUCUUUGGAUGGACGAAGGUCAACAAGACCCAUGGCAAGGUCAAGGAGCCUCCCAGGCAGGUAUGAGUUGGGGGCAAUUUGACUACUCCCAGCAACAAGCGCCGAAUCAACAUUAUACCAAUGAUCAAUCCUAUUAUCAGCACCAAAGCCACUACUCGCAAUCUCAGAAUUAUUACGGUGGCCAAAUGUUUAUUCCAAAUUCUGGAGUGGUUGGAUCACCCUCUGGCGAUGGAGAAGACUACGAGAAUGAACCGCCUUUACUUGAAGAGCUUGGAAUUAACUUCUCUCAUAUAAAAGAGAAAACAUUUGCUGUUUUAAAUCCUGUAGGCAGCGCGUCUGCUGAGGUGAUCGAAGAUCAGGACCUUGCAGGACCUCUUGUGUUUUGUUUACUCUUUGGCUUCGCAUUGUUGCUUCAUGGUAAAAUGACGUUUGGCUACAUUUACGGUAUUGGAGGUCUCGGAUGCGUUGGAAUGUUCGCACUUAUGAAUUUGAUGGCCGGUGACAAAUCGAUCUCAUUCGUUUGCACUGCCUCCGUAUUAGGUUACUGCUUACUCCCAAUGGCACUUCUCAGCAUGAUUACUGCUGUUUUUUCGUUUAAAGGUUUCUUUGUUUACUCAGUCUCGGCUCUAGCUGUGACGUGGUGCAGUUCAUCUUCAUCAAAACUCUUCGUGAUAGCACUUAGCAUGCAUCAUCAACGUCUCCUCGUAGCAUAUCCGUGUGUUUUGCUCUAUUCUGUCUUUGCGUUGCUUGCUAUUUUCUAA